GAAAUAUGGAGUAGAGAUAAUUUUAUACAACACUGCACUGGGUCACAUGCACUAGCUGGAUCAUCACAUGCGCCCUGCUCCAGCUCACCAUGACUGGACUCGAGAGAUGGUCUCCUUCUGUGCCCAAAGCAUUGCUUGAGCGCACCGUGGUGGGAGUUGCUCCUUGGAGAAUCCUCUCCUCUUAUGUCAAACUAUUAGUGGGCGUGUCCCUCAAGGCCCAGGAUCAUGUGAUCACAGCCCACCUCCCUUCACUCCAACGCCACGCCCCCUCCUAUGAUCUCCUCGUGGUUGGUGGGGGUAUUGUUGGCAUGGCAACUGCUCGUGAGUUGGCCCUUCGUUACCCAGAGAUGUCCAUAGCCCUCGUAGAGAAAGAGCCACGACUGGCGAUGGGUCAGACAGGGCACAACAGUGGAGUGAUUCAUAUGGGCCUCUACUACACUCCCGGGUCCCUCAAGGCACGCUUGUGUGUGAGGGGGGCAGACCUCAUCUACCAGUACAUGGACAAGAGGGGCAUACCAUACAACAAGUGUGGGAAGGUGAUUGUUGCCACGGACGAUGACGAGGUAAAUCGUCUGAGAGCCCUCUAUACACGAGCUUUGGUCAACGGCUGUAAAGACAUUCGCCUCGUGAAUGCUGAGGAGUUGAAGAGCAUCGAACCUCACUGUGUGGGGAAGAUGGCCAUCCACUCACCACACACUGGCAUAGUGGACUGGUCGAGGGUGACCCGGGCUUAUGCUGAAGACUUCACCAAGGCUGGUGGACGCAUCCACACCAGCUAUGAGGUGUGUGGGUUUGACAAGGCAGAGGAGGACAACAUUGCAGUCCAAGCCAAGAAUGGAGAAACACUGAGGGCUAAAUGGAUCAUCUCGUGCUGUGGGCUGUACUCUGACAGAGUGGCCAUGAUGUCCGGGUCACCAGCUGAGCCUAAAGUGGUUCCAAUCAGAGGAGAGUAUCUCGUUCUUGAUUCAAGCAAGUGCCACCUCGUCAAAGGAAACAUCUACCCAGUUCCCAAUCCUCAAUUCCCGUUCCUUGGGGUCCAUUUCACGCCACGUAUGGAUGGCUCCGUAUGGGUGGGUCCCAAUGCUGUGCUGGCAUUCUCCCGAGAGGGCUACUCAUACACUGACAUCUCCUGGACUGACCUCAAGGAAAUGCUCUGCUUCAGUGGUCUUCGUAAGCUUAUGGUCAAGCACUGGCAGUUUGGAGCUGGUGAGAUGUGGAGGAGUCUCAAUAGACGUGCUCAACUGAAGCGUGUCAAGAAAUUCAUCCCUGGGCUGACACUGUCUGACCUACAGCCUGGUCCGAGUGGUGUGAGGGCUAUGGCUAUGGACAGUACAGGUUCCAUGAUGGGAGACUUUGUGUUUGAUCAAGGUCAAGGAGAGGUGGGACAAAGGAUGCUUCAUGUACGCAAUGCUCCGUCACCAGGGGCAACCUCAUCUCUGGCCAUAGCGGAGAUGGUGGCUGAUAAAGCAGCCAACACUUUCAAGUGGACCACCUAACUAUAAGACAGACUGUAUAUAAUAAUAUAAUUAUGGUAUCAUGUUGUCGUUAUGUUUCAAGAAAAUUAAUAGUUAUUGUUUUUUAAUAAUUGGAAUUUUUUAUUAAUUUCAGGUAGUGACAAAAAAUAAUUAUAAAUUUAUUGAGAAGUAUAACAUGA
This is a messenger RNA of Halichondria panicea, 1654 nucleotides long. RefSeq names its product L-2-hydroxyglutarate dehydrogenase, mitochondrial-like. The coding region runs from base 90 to 1496 and encodes 468 amino acids. The record is from RefSeq and is a predicted model, not a curated record. Lineage: Eukaryota; Metazoa; Porifera; Demospongiae; Suberitida; Halichondriidae. The transcript is spliced from 11 exons. Gene Ontology annotation, molecular function: (S)-2-hydroxyglutarate dehydrogenase activity.